Raphanus sativus (radish) is the source of this 1722-nucleotide messenger RNA. Its product is annotated as cytokinin hydroxylase. NCBI's taxonomy places the organism in Eukaryota, Viridiplantae, Streptophyta, Magnoliopsida, Brassicales, Brassicaceae. The record is from RefSeq and is a predicted model, not a curated record. The transcript has 4 exons. Gene Ontology annotation, molecular function: monooxygenase activity; iron ion binding; heme binding. The coding region runs from base 57 to 1610 and encodes 517 amino acids.
AAACUCUCUCUCUCAAUAUCUUCAAUUUUGUAAUAAAAGAAAAUAAAGAGAGAAAAAUGAUGGUUGUUUUAGUAAAGUAUGUCCUCGUGAUAGUGAUGACCUUGAUAUUAAGAGUCCUAUACGACUCCAUUUGGUGUUACUACCUCACACCAAGACGCAUUAAGAAGUUAAUGGAACGUCAAGGCAUCACCGGCCCAAAACCACGCCUCCUUACCGGAAACAUCAUCGACAUCUCCAAAAUGGUUUCUUACUCUGUCUCCGAUCAUUGCUCCUCCAUCCACCACAACAUUGUUCCUCGCCUUCUCCCUCACUACGUCGCUUGGUCCAAACAAUAUGGGAAUAGAUUUAUAGUAUGGAACGGGACGGAGCCGAGGCUGUGCUUGACCGAGACUGAGAUGAUUAGGGAACUGCUGACGAAGCACAAUCCCGUCACAGGAAAAUCGUGGCUCCAGCAGCAAGGGACUAAAGGGUUUAUCGGACGUGGUCUUCUCAUGGCCAAUGGCGAGGCUUGGCACCACCAGCGACAUUUGGCAGCUCCUGCGUUUACACGUGAUAGGCUCAAAGGAUACGCGAAGCAUAUGGUGGAAUGCACGAGGAUUGUGGCCGAGAAUCUAAGGAAGGAAGUUAAGGAAAAAGGAGGAGAUGAUAAAGAGGUGGAGAUUGGAGAGGAGAUGCGGCGGCUCACGGCGGAUAUAAUAUCGAGGACAGAGUUUGGAAGCAGUUAUGAAAAAGGAAAGGAACUUUUCAGUCUACUCACUGCCCUUCAGCGACUCUGCGCUCAGGCCACUCGCCACCUCUGUUUUCCCGGUGGCCGGUUUCUACCAAGCAAAUACAAUCGAGAGAUAAAGAGUUUGAAAACGGACGUAGAACGUCUUUUGAUGGAGAUUAUAGAGAGCCGGAAAGACAACGUAGAGAUCGGUCGGAGCAGCUCUUACGGGGACGACCUCUUAGGGCUUCUCCUGAACCAGAUGGAUCGCAACAAAAACAACCUUAAUGUUCAAAUAAUAAUGGAUGAGUGCAAAACUUUCUUCUUCACUGGUCAUGAGACAACCUCUCUUCUUCUCACGUGGACCCUCAUGCUCCUUGCUCAUAAUCCCUCGUGGCAGGACAAAGUACGCCUUGAGGUCCGACAAGUUUGUGGCCAAGAAGGUAUCCCUUCCGUUGAGCAACUCUCAAGUCUUACCUCGUUAAACAAAGUGAUAAACGAGUCACUAAGACUUUACCCUCCUGCCACUCUUCUACCAAGAAUGGCAUUUGAAGACAUAAAACUCGGCGACCUAAUCAUCCCUAAAGGUUUAUCUAUUUGGAUCCCUGUCCUGGCGAUUCAUCAUAGUAAGGAAUUAUGGGGUGAAGAUGCGACUGAAUUCAACCCUGAACGCUUUAGUACUAGAAAUUUCGCGUCAAGUCGUCAUUUCAUGCCUUUUGCAGCAGGUCCUAGGAACUGCAUUGGACAAAAUUUUGCAAUGAUGGAGGCAAAGAUAAUAUUAGCAAUGCUUGUUUCCAAAUUCAGUUUCACAAUAUCGGAGAAUUAUAGACAUGCUCCUAUAGUUGUGCUUACUAUAAAACCUAAGUAUGGAGUUCAACUAAUUUUGAAGCCACUGGAUUCGUAAACGGGAGACCUAUCUUAUGGAGCUUCUUGAGAGACCACUGAAUUUUGAGUAACAUGAGAGAGUUGUAAUUGAACGAUUUUGAAAUGAGUAUAAAUGAAGAGUUGUUGGUUCA